AUGAGCGGCUACGGCUACCAAGGCGGCGACUACGGUCACCAGGGCGGCGACUACAACCAGUACCCCCCUCAGCACAACAACCAAUACCCCCCUCAACACGACAACCAAUAUCCCCCUCAGCACCACAACCAGUACCCUCCCCAGCAGGGCCACCCCGGCGGCUCUGCCAACGCCUACUACGAGGGCGCCUCGGCCGAGCAGCAGCAGCAGCAAUACCACACGCUAUACCAGCAGCCGCCGCCGCCGUACCCCAGCGACGGCCCGGGCUACGGCGCCGCGCCGCAGGAGGGCGAGCGAGGCCUGAUGGGCGCCCUGGCCGGAGGCGCGGCGGGAGCCUUUGGCGGCUCCAAGCUCGGCGGCCAGGCGACGGGGCACGCGAAGACGAGCGGCGUGGUCGGGGCCAUUGUCGGGGCGAUUGCCGGGUCGAAGCUGCAGGACGGCGUGCAGGACUGGCGGCACGAGCGCAAGGAGGAAAAGCACGACGCGAACAUGUACAAGGAGGAGAAGAAGGAGAAGAAGCACAAAAAGCACAAGGACGAGCACCGCAGCCGCUCGCGCUCCAGCAGCAGCUCCAGCAGUAGCAGCUCCAGCAGCGGCGGCUCGUCCAAGCACCGCCGCCGUCAUUCCCGCUCGCGCUCCCGCUCCGGGUCCAGGUCGCGCGGGGUGCAUGGCGGCACCGUCACCGUGCAGGCUGGCGAUACGCUGCGGGGGAUUGCGGCGCGAUACAACACUUCGUUUGAGGAGAUUGCGAGGCAUAACGGGAUUCAGAAUCCGGACAUGAUUUACCCGGGGCAGGUCCUGCGGGUUCCUGGUUGGCACUGA
Trichoderma citrinoviride is the source of this 822-nucleotide messenger RNA. Its product is annotated as carbohydrate-binding module family 50 protein. NCBI's taxonomy places the organism in Eukaryota, Fungi, Ascomycota, Sordariomycetes, Hypocreales, Hypocreaceae. The coding region runs from base 1 to 822 and encodes 273 amino acids. The record is from RefSeq and is a predicted model, not a curated record. The transcript has a single exon. Gene Ontology annotation, cellular component: outer membrane.